This is a messenger RNA of Engraulis encrasicolus (European anchovy), 7716 nucleotides long. It is a transcript of the gene stim2b, whose product is annotated as stromal interaction molecule 2b. Gene Ontology annotation, molecular function: calcium channel regulator activity; calcium ion binding; protein binding. The coding region runs from base 1418 to 3919 and encodes 833 amino acids. The record is from RefSeq and is a predicted model, not a curated record. The transcript has 12 exons. Gene Ontology annotation, cellular component: endoplasmic reticulum; plasma membrane. Lineage: Eukaryota; Metazoa; Chordata; Actinopteri; Clupeiformes; Engraulidae. Gene Ontology annotation, biological process: store-operated calcium entry; intracellular calcium ion homeostasis; activation of store-operated calcium channel activity.
ACAAUAGACAGAGGUGGUUCCGCGUCAUUAUGCCGGGACGGGGAUAUCCUCAUCAAGUUGAGGCGAUUCCUGUGCACAUCGAUGAAGGCAUGCGCUACUGAAGGUCUGGCGGAAUUUGCCUGCCUCCUCGUUUUUUGUGAGACCCUCUCUUAUAUGUGGGAAAUAAUGUGCUCUGACUGUGAGUGAAGACGCUAAGGCCAUCACGGUCUGUUAAAUUAGGCUGUCUUCUUGUCACUGUAGAAGCAGACUACACAGGCGAGCAGAAUAUGUAGCCAGCGAGUCGCUGAUGUCAAGAUGAUUUGCAUACUGACUUCCGCCCCACGACUUUAGUUCUGCAUCAGCCGGUGAGCAGCGAAGACGGCGAGACAGGCAGAUGUGUCCGGCCGAAGACAUGAAAACCUGACAUUAAAUUCAUCGGGUGCAUGACUAGUCUGGAUGUAUCUUGUGAUUAGUCGCCAGACGCACCAGGAUUUGGAAAUAUCGGGCGAUUUGGGGGACAGAACGUCGGCAGUGAGCUUUGAAUCGGUGACUGGAUUCUAUACUUUCUAUUCACGAAGAAGGAGCCGGAGCACCACUCGUUCAGAAUGCAGAAGACACAGCAAUGUUUUUAUAUUUUGUCGAUGUGGAAGUCAACGGACUAGCCUACCUCUUGCCUGAAGCUUAAUAUACCACCAAUGAUUGGAAUAUGGCACUUUAAAACGCGUUGACGCACCACCGUUGGCAGCAAAAUUGUGUUUUUCCUCGUCGCUCGUUUUCUGUGAAGCGUCUUUAGCCUAGGGUAUAACAUACUUAUAAUAACACUUGCACUUUCCCCCGAGGAAUUCAGUAGUUAAAACUAUCAGUAGUAGAUAAGCCUUACCGGUUUCGCGCGACAAGCUACCCAUAAAACUUUAGACAAAAUAGGCUACCGUAUCCUGCGCGAGCUAAGCUUUGACGUAUGUGGAUAGUGAAGAACGCCACCGGAGUAUGUUUAUUUGUUGCCACAUGGAGUUUUAAGUCUUAAAUCCCAAAUUCGACGUUCCUAUCCUUGAAGAUAGCUAAUACAUGUAGCAAAGAACGCACAAUUUUUGGGGGUAUUUCAAAUGUAGACAUUUAAUAAACAUCAUAAAAAAUAUCGAACAUAGGAUAAAACAUUAGGAUACUUCCAUUGUAGUGGUUCGUUGUGUUAUUCGGGGUCGCACGCUUGUCAUUUGGAUUUUAUACAAGUGUCUGACGUUCCAUUCUCGUGAUAAGACAUUCUAUUGCUGUUCUUAAAACCUACUUUUUGAACGCAACCAGUUGGAUCAGGAAAGGAGACCGUCCGGAUAGUAGCGAGGAUCUUUUUCUAAGGCAAACAAUUAUAUUUAAGGCCUAUCUCAAUUUGUCAUUCAAUCUUUUUGUGAUCUGAAGGGAAGGAUCCCUGCAAGAUUUGCCCACAAUGACUUACCUAUCUUAUGGUGUGCUUCUGCUGCUACGUGGACUCGUCAUUUCUGCAGUGUUGGGAUACGAGGGUAUUUACACCAGUGACCUACCCAGCCAUGGCACCUCCGAAGCCCCAAUUGUUGCAACUACAGACCCCUGCCUGACGGUGAUUCCCCCCUGUAUGACCGAGGCGGACCGCUUCAGUCUGGAUGCGCUACGCCACAUCCACAAGCAGCUAGACGACGACAACGAUGGAGGCAUUGAAGUCAACGAGAGUGUUGAGUUCAUCAUAGAAGACAUGAAACAGCAGCAGACCAACAAGCACAGUAACCUGCACCGAGAGGACCAACAUAUCACGGUGGAGGAGUUGUGGAAAGGGUGGAAGUCUUCUGAGGUGCAUAACUGGACGCUGGAUGACGUCGUGCAGUGGCUCAAAGAGUCGGUGGAGCUGCCUCAGUACGAGAGCAACUUCAGGGAGUUCAAGGUGGAUGGAAACACCUUGCCUCGAAUAGCGGCGAACGAACCGUCGUUUAUGACGUCACAGUUGAAAAUAAUAGACCAACGGCAUAAGCAGAAGCUAAACCUGAAGGCCCUGGACGCUGUGCUGUUUGGUCCGCCGCUACGGCCGCAGCACAACUGGCUGAAGGACUUCAUCCUCAUGGUGUCCAUCAUCAUCGGCGUGGGCGGCUGCUGGUUCGCCUACGUGCAGAACAAGGUGUCGCGCGUCCACAUGAGCCAGAUGAUGAAGGACCUGGAGAGCCUUCAGAGCGCCGAGGAGAGCCUCACGGACAUGCAGACCAGGCUGGAGAAGGCCCAGGAGGAGAACCGCACGGUGGCGGUGGAGAAGCAGAACCUGGAGCAGAAGAUGCGCGACGAGAUCUGCGGGGCCAAGCGUGAGGCCCACCGGCUCCGCGAGCUCCGCGAGGGCGCCGAGAGCGAGCUCAGCCGGCUGAAAUACGCCGAGGAGGAACUGGUACAGGUGCGCAUGGCUCUGAAGAGGGCAGAGAAGGAGCUGCAAUCGGAGUGGUCGGUACCGGAGGCUCUGCAGAUGUGGCUACAGCUGACGCACGAGGUGGAGGUGCAAUACUACAACAUCAAGAAGCAGAGUGCAGAGCUACAACUAGCCAUCGCUAAGGAUGAGGCGGAGAAGAUUAAGAAGAAGAGGAGUUCUGUGCUUGGAACGCUGCACGUGGCCCACAGCUCCUCAUUGGACGAGGUGGACCACAAGAUCCUGGAAGCGAAGAAGUCCCUGUCUGAGGUGACGGCGUGCCUCCGUGAGCGCCUCCACCGGUGGCAGCAGAUCGAGAAGCUGUGCGGCUUCCCCGUAGUCCACAACUCGGGCCUGCCCAGCCUCACCGCCUCCCUCUACUCCGACCACAGCUGGGUGGUGAUGCCCCGCGUCUCCAUGCCCCCCUACCCCAUCGCCGGCGGGGUGGACGACCUCGACGAAGACAUGCCGCCCAUCAUCACCCAGUUCAACCGUAAGUGUGACGCCCAAAUGAUGAGGCCGCAGCUAACGCGCAGUAGCAGCGUGUGCCGCUCCCGCCGGAGCUUGAUGAGCUCCACGCAGACCUCUCUCAUGUCGGCCGACCCGGACCUCCUGAGCAUGGGCGCCGCCACGCUACCCCCCUACCGCUCCGACCGCGAACGAGACCGCGACCGCGACCGCUCGGACAACAUCACGCCCGAGGACGAGCACAUCUUUUUCAGCGCUGAGAGGAAGGGGGAGAGCCAGGACACCUGCUCCGACUCCGACUCCCUGAAUUCCUCCCAGGGCAGGAAGAUGCACGGCGGCCCCUGCAGCUCGGGCCAGGACACCCCACAGCGCAAGAUCUCCCGCGAGGAGAUGAUGGUUCUCUGCCAGGACAUCCACCAGAUAUCUGCCGCCGUCGUCGCUGCCGCUGCCGCCUCCGCCGCCACCAGCUCCACCUCUUCUCUCUCCACCUCCGUGCCCCCGGAGCCAAGCCCCUCUCCCCCGCCUCCCCCGGCCCCACCAGUGCCCAGCCCCAUCCACACCCCACCCCACCACCACCACCACCCACAGCACCACAGCCACAGCCACGGCCACAGCCACCACGCCCACACCCUCCCACACCAACACCAACACCACCCCCACCACGCCACCAGCACCCACAAGGGCUCGCCUGACCUCACGCACGCCAUCCCAGAGUCCCAGAGCCUGACCUUUCACCCCGGCGGCAGUGCCAGCUCCACGUCCACCAAGCUCCACAACGGCAUCCUGGAGAAGUCCUACAGCAUGGGCCAGCUGCCAGCCUCCGCGGUGGUGGCAGCGUCGGCGGCCGCGGCAGCAGCAGCGGGGACGGGAGGAGCAGGGGGGUCGUCGUCGGACGUGGUGUCGGUGUCAGCACGCCACCCGUCCCUCUGCUCCCUGGACUCGGAGGCCACGAGGAGCUACAAGGAGGCCAAGAUGCUACACAGCUCCUCCUCACAGGACUCCUGCGACAACGGCGAGAAGAAGCGCUCCAAGAUCAAGAGCCUCUUCAAGAAGAAGAAGUAGCAUAUAUAUAUUUAUAUAUCUUUGUCUAUAUAAGUAUAUAUAUAUAUAUAUAUAUAUAUAUAUAUAUAUACACACAAACACACCCUGCAACUAUGGUGAAUAGAAAUCAAAUAAAGACUAGAAAAUACAAGGAAAAAAUGGGGGAAUUUGACUAAAAAUUGUGUUGUGUGUGAAGGGAGACAAAGAAGAAAAGAGAGGGAUGGAAAAAAGAGAGCAGCCUUAAAAAAGAAUGGACUCCUUAAAGAAGCCAAACGCUUUUUUUUUUGUCAUAAAAGGUCUUUGUUUUGUAUUUGAUUUCUUUUAUUUUUGUAAAUGAGAAUGUAGCUCCGCCUUUUUGGAGGGGGGAUUUCCCUCCGGGUCGGUGGCCUUCGUACGACACCUCUUUUUUUUCUCUCUUUUUUUCCCCCUUCCUUCGUUUUCUCUCUUUUCAUCAGAGGUCACUUGUAAGCUUCAAACGGUCAAGUAUAAAGGUGUCCUUAGUCAAACGGUCAUGUCAGCCAUUAAAAAAAGAGAAAGAGAAAGAAAAAGAGAAAAAAACGGAACACCUCAGCUGUCCUUUUGCCUUUGUCCCCAUUCUUAAACCCAAUUUGUUGUGUUUCAGGGGUCGGAGUCGAAGCAGGGCGUUUAGCUUUAAGUCAGAUGCUGUUUACUGAGGCCAACGUGCUUAUGUACUUGAUGAAUUUCCUUUUAAUUUAAUUUUUGUUCUUUUUUUGAGUAAACAAAAGAAAUCCUGCUAAAAGUUUCUUGCACUACUGCUCUCCCUGUCCUUGAUCAGGGAGAGAAGCCACCGUUCGCGGUAUAAUAAAAACCAUAAAACGUUCAAGGGUCUUUGACAGUAGCAGACGUCAGGGUGGUACAACCACCGAUAAUACCACUAUUGUAUAAAUUAAAUAGUUUUUUUGUUUUGUUUGUUUUUACUGGAUUAUCUAAAAGGCAUAUUUAUUGCUUGUACAUUCAUUUUAAAUUAUUAAUUAAUUAUUUCAAUUAAUACAAGAGUGGCAAUAGAUGUGGCUUUACCACCUGAUGCCUAUACACCGUCAAUGACCCUAAAAUAUGUAGAAGUCAAAAGAGAAGACGUGCGUUUGAGUGGCAUGAAACCAUAUUCGGCAGAGCCAUGGGAGGAAGUUAUUAGUGUAAUGGCCUUUUUAGUUGGAUGUCACAGUCAUACAGCUGGGAAAAAAACACUAGAAUAGACAUGAUUUGACGGACGAAAAUCACAGCCACCGGAAAGCGUCUGGCCCUGCCCCCAUAUUAUGCUGAUAGACCUGUGUCGAUGUAAAUCAAUGCAUAACAGGCACACCUCUCUCAAAAAUAACUUACUGCUGUAAAAAUAUUAUAAUAAAGUAUAAUGUACACAUUAUUUAGCAAAGACAAAAAUCGAAAUGUCAGCUUAAAUAUUUAUGUAAAUAAUAUGAAUUGGUAAACAAAUUUAAAGAAUCCUUUAUAUUAGUUUGGUAGAAACUUAGUAAUAUAUUUUCAUAUGCUGGUCUUGUUUUGCCUGCCAAUGGAUAUUUUGAACAGAACUAAACCGUUUCUGUCAAAGGAGAGACCUUACUCCACUAAUUUAUAUUGACCACCAAGCUAAUGUAGCCCUAUUUAAGAUGGCUACCAGGAUUGCCACGACGAGUAGGGGUGUGUCCGUCCUGUCCACUCUAGUGUGUUUUGUCCCCAGCUCUAAGGUAAUGGUGAUCAGGGGCCUGUUUCUCGAAAGUAUUGUUGCUAACCAGUUAGCAACUCAGUAGGUUUCCAAUGGGAAGUUGCAUCGCAACCAAGUAAGUUGCUAACUUAGUUAGCAACAAUGUUGUCGAGAAAAGCACCCCUGGCUCUACCAUGUGGCAGGGCACAUCAGCACAUUCAUCGAAGUCACGUUUUCGAGGGCAAAGAAAAGUAUCAUUAACGUUGCUCUAAUGGUGUUGAAAACAACUAGUGAUUUUAACACCAAUAAGGAGAGAAGCGGAUGUGUAAUGUUAUGCUAACUUCGUUGAAGAAGAUACAUACCGUCAACAACUUUUUGUUGCAAAUUGAGAGAAACCAACUUGUAGCGGUGCUUUGUGUUAAGAAGGUGCGAGCGAGUGGUGAUUUUUUUCAUAUCCAGAGUAACCGAUUCGAGAUAGAAGCUAUGGCCGAUAGAGGUGCUAGCUGCUGGUAAUACCAGAGAGAGUAGAUAAGAGAGAGGUUCCGCUGGCCCAUUGUUUCCGGGUUCUACUGUCGCAAGGGGGAGGGGGGGGGGAAUCCCCCUUUAGGCAGACCUAAGGACUGUUCUAUUCAUUGUAGGAGCAUUAUGACACGCCCCUUUAGACAGACCGGAACCUGGUCACGUUAGCAGCCCAUAGAACCUAUUAUGUUGGCAUAUCUCUAUACUUAAAGAAUCUCUGGUAAUGCUGUGCAUUUGGUGCGCUUCACUGUGUGUACUCUUUCUUUUUAUUUUUUUCUUGUUUGUUUUAAUUUUUUAGUUCCUGUUGUAUACUUUGUUUUUACAUGAUAUUGAGAUAGUAAAAAAAGAAAAAAAUGAAUAGAAAAUGCUAUUUUUAAUCUGAUAGCUGUGAAAAGAAAGAUCGGCGAAAAGGAGAAAGACAAUGCUUUUUUAUUUUUUAAAAAAGAGAGUGAUUUGAAUAUGCAGAUUUGUUACAAAAUUUCCCUGCCCCCCACCUCAUAUCACCUCACUCACUCUCAACAACAACCACCCCCCGCCCCCCCUCGCCCGCACCCUCUCAUCCCCUCCUUGACCCUUGACCUUUUACCCACAAUUCCUUUUGACUCCUUCUUCCCCUAUAUGUAUGGGCUUGGACUGUAAUGAGUGCGCUGCACUCACUGUGACUUGGUGCCCCCCAGCAAGGGUGCCGGAACGAGUUUUAAAGUGGUGGUGCAUUUUUUUUCUUCAUUCUUCAUUUCUUAACAAUGUUACUGCUGCUGCACUCCACUCAUUUGUCUGCAGUAAAAGUUGAGAAAUCCUCAUUUAGGGAGCCCAAAAGUGGGGAUGUAAAUGCACCACUGCAUCCCCCUUUCCGGUACCUAUGCCCUCCACCACCUGGACCCCCAACCCCAUGUCCCCACACCCUUCCCACGUCCCCCUAAGAAGACACAUGCACAACCAUGCACUAGAGUAACACCUUUGGUGGCCUGCCCUGCCACCAUGUUAUUUAUCUGUUGUGAGAGCGUUGUGUGUGGGUAUGAGUGUACUGUAUGGACGCGAGAGACAACCAGAACUGUGACCUUUUUUUUGCCAGUACUGUGCUCUCUUUCUUCGUAGGCCACAGCAAACUGAGCUAAUCGGGUCUGUACUUGUGAUUUAACCUUUAUUAAAUUAAUAAAAGAAGAAGGAAAAAAAAACUAAGAACGAAACUAUACUAAGAUGUCCAGACAAUGGAGGGAUGAAACCUCAUGAAUGUCGGUGAGAUGUUAGGAUUUUUUUUCCUUUUUUGGAAUAUUUGGUGUGUGAAUAUUUGUAUACUGUAGAAAGAAUUGCUAAUAAAUGAAGUAUCUUUCAUUUUUUUGUCUUGUGGUGGUUGCUUAAGCUUAGGCUCAUGCUGAAGGCACGUGAGGCAUGCAGCAGCGUGUAAGGCAUACUACUUAUCACCCACCAGCUGUAGUGGUGUGGAUCGGCACUGCCCUCACGAUCCGAUUCGAUCACGAUUCGGGAGGUAGUAGAUCCGAUUCGAUUCGAUUCUAUUAGAUCCAAUCCGAUUCCGAUCCGAUUCGAUUCUACAAUGCAUUGCAAUGCAUUACAUUUCUACUGAAAAGCAAAUGUUCAGCCAUGAUGAGGAAAUACAAGUAGUCAGAUACUGAGCAACAAUUUA